UCGCCAAACUGCGCCAGGGCACAAGACAGUUUUCGGUUUAAUUUUUCCACAGUUGUUCGUUUCUUUCUUUUUUGUUGCGCUGGAGCUCAUAGUUAUUCCCAUUUCUAGGCUUCCUCCAGCCGUCUGCAGAAAGUUUGCACCGAAGUCAUAUGCAUCUGGGAUGGCAUGAGGGUAAAGAGUUCUUCAACAUUUGAGUUUCUUUCUUGACAACAGCAAGACAAAGCUAUCUGAUCACCUCAAGCCUGUGGAUUUCUUCUACCUCUAGUGAUAACGUCGCGGAGCAAAGAGACAGCGAAUUAUUCAGGCCAAUCAGGAGGAAAGCAGCAGCAUAAACGGACAUUUUUAAGCACUGUCUCGUGAAACGAAUCCAUGGGGAAGCAGAACAGUAAGCUCCGCCCUGAGGUGAUGCAGGACCUGCUGGAGAGCACAGACUUCACGGAGCACGAGAUCCAGGAAUGGUAUAAGGGCUUUCUACGGGACUGUCCUAGCGGCAACCUCUCCAUGGAGGAAUUUAAGAAAAUCUAUGGAAACUUCUUCCCUUAUGGUGACGCCUCGAAAUUUGCUGAGCAUGUGUUCCGUACUUUUGAUGCAAACGGCGACGGCACAAUAGACUUUCGGGAGUUCAUAAUUGCAUUGAGUGUCACGUCACGAGGGAAGCUGGAACAGAAGCUCAAGUGGGCAUUUAGCAUGUAUGAUUUGGAUGGAAACGGAUAUAUCAGCAAGUCAGAGAUGCUUGAGAUCGUGCAGGCGAUUUAUAAAAUGGUGUCAUCAGUGAUGAAGAUGCCAGAGGAUGAGUCCACACCUGAGAAGAGAACAGAGAAGAUCUUCAGACAAAUGGACACCAACCGAGAUGGGAAACUGUCUCUGGAGGAGUUCAUCAAAGGGGCAAAGAGUGACCCAUCCAUCGUGCGUCUGCUACAGUGUGACCCCAGCAGUGCGGGACAGUUCUGAGAUCUGUGUCUCAUGCUUCAUUUUAUUUAUUUAUGGGUUUUAAUUUAGUUUUUGAUAUAGUCACACCUUCCAAUCGCAAGGAAAUGAAGGGUCCAUUCUUUUUCCAGAGCAGGACAUCUGGGUCCCAUCAGACUGAGCAUGGCCAGAUAUAGACACACACACACACACACACACACACACACACACAGAGAUAUUGGCGGUAUUAUCUGUAUAGGGAGCUGCACCAAGUCUGCAGGCCUGUGAUAGGAGCAUCUAUCUGAGCUCCAAUCACUUCCUGAUUAGGAAACAGGUUUCAUAUGUUAGAUACAUAGUCAAGAAUGAUUUCUGAUUUCAUUAGUUUUAUUUUAGCAUAUAUUUUCUUAAGUUUGACCAAGAAAGGAACAUUUAGUAGUGAUUAAAAAGAGGAACGAUUUUUCAUUUAUUGUAUUUUUAUUUUAUUUUAUUAUCUGAUGCCUGAAUCGUUCUUCUAAAGAGAAAAAUCUCUUGUCAAUGUCUAACAGUCAAACAGGUAACAGUAGUGGCACUUUAGUUUUUGUAUUGAAAACAUCUCAAUGUUAUUUGAAUAUUGGGGUACUCAAUACAGCACUUUAAAGUCCUUGUCUCAGCCAAAUGAAUUAUUGGCAAAUCACAGUAUUAUUAGCACACUGGACCAAUCAAUCAGGCAUACAGAGCUUUGUUAUUGUACACAGAUACAACAUUUCCCUCCCUAUAUCAAGAGCCUUAUUUCCUAGUGCAGGAAGCGCACAUCAAUUUUGUGUGGAAUAGUUCUGUUUUAGUAUGACAAAGUCUACUGUUUCUCUUUUUCCAGUUUUCUAAUAUUUGCACUCUUGUAACUAGGCUUGUAUAUAAAUAUAAAACAUGAAAUGUCCAGCAAGCAUGCAAAAUUGCAGCAGUCAGUUUUGUUGACGUUUUUAGUAAAAGCAUGUACAGUAACACCAAUUUUAUCUGCAUUUGUGGACCAGAGUAUUUGUGUAAUUCGUAUGCAUGUCGUGUGCAUAUGUGUGUGGUUAAGAUCAGUUGCAGCCCUGUUUGCACAUCCUGGUUAAGUGUUGUGAUGACUUGUUUGCAUUAUUGCAGAAAGUAGGCUAAGAACGUUUAAUAAAAAAUAUAGCUUUUUUUUUUUUUUUAUUCAAGGUUAGUAUGAUUUUAGAAUAAAUUUUAUUUGCUAUACAUAACUGGAUUGUACACAAACGUCAAGUUACUGAAUUGCCUUAUACACCCACACAAGUGUUUCUGUUGGUGAGUGAUUUUUAAAUGGCUUUGUUGCUUUUUCUUUAAUCAAGCUUCAAUUGCAUUCAAUUUGCUUGCAUCUGAAAUGACCUCCUACUGAAGAGUUUCGCUUUAUGCUCUUCCCAUACACGUUAACAUAUUGAAUAAGGCAUGUAAUUAUGUUGAUGCCUGUUGUUUAAUAUAUUAAUCUGCCAUGCUAAUUAUUUGAUACUCAUUUAAAAUCAACAUGUAAUUGGGAGUAUGACCCAUUUUUCUUCAAAUAUCCCAUGCACUCCUGUGCUUCAGUUUUACUUUAUCACUCAAUGCAGAACGAGGGAAUUCUACAAUAGAUUAUUAAAAUUCUAAAAGUUCUCAUCUUUUGUUCUGCUUUCAGUAAGCAUGAAGUCUGAAGUCACAGAGCAAUUCUACUCCUGCCGAUAUUCAAUGUUCUUGAAUGUCUCUGCAAAUAUCUCACCACAGUGCAUUCAGUUCUGCUCUACUUUUAAUUAAACCUUUUUUUUACUCUUUGAACAACUGCUGUUUUGUAAAAAAAAAUUUUUUUUUUAAAAAUUGAAAUGUUAGAUCAAAAUGCAAUGUUUUAAAGUUUUAUGUAUUUUUUUUUUUUUCCUUUUUUUUUUUUUUUUCUUUGAAACAUCUGACGUACAUUUCUGUAUCACAAUAUCAUGUGGUCAGGUGCCAAAAAUAUGAACGCAGUAUUGUAUAAAUUUAUACUGUACAAUUGUUAUUUGUCAAACAAGUUGUUUGUAAUUGUUGCAUUUUGUAUGGUAAUCUGUAUUUUGUGACUAGAUUUAAGAUAUAGAAAUUUGUUUUGGUUUGCAUAUUGAGCAGAAAUUAAAUCUUGAGA
Molecule: messenger RNA, 3025 nt
Organism: Xyrauchen texanus (razorback sucker)
Lineage: Eukaryota; Metazoa; Chordata; Actinopteri; Cypriniformes; Catostomidae
Gene: ncalda
Product: neurocalcin delta a
Exons: 7
Coding region: 370-951 (193 amino acids)
Biological process (GO): calcium-mediated signaling
Cellular component (GO): cytosol
Molecular function (GO): calcium ion binding; tubulin binding; actin binding
Source: RefSeq, a predicted model, not a curated record